ACAUUCGUGGCCAACGAGAAUCUAAAUCACCAUUUCGGGAAAACCGAGUGGAUAAGAGAGAUUUUGAGCAGAUUCAGUUGUAUUCCUUGCAAAUUCCUGUAGAAUUUUUCUAUAAUCAUAUGUGAUUCUCCGCCGGCAUCGUCUCCGUUUCCGGCACCGGCGGCAGUUGUGCAAAGGAAGUUGAGUUUCAUGGCAGGCUCUUCGUCUUCAAUUCUGGACUGGAAAUUUUCUCAGGUUUUUGGCGAACGUAGUCCAGGGGAAGACGUUGAAAACAUUGAUGUCAUAUCUGCUAUUGAAUUUGACAAGAGCGGUGAUUAUCUUGCUGUCGGUGAUCGAGGAGGCCGUGUUGUCAUUUUUGAAAAGAAGGCUGGUAAAGAUGUUACAAGUAAGCAAUAUUCUCGAAAUGAAUUGGAAAAAUCGGAUGUUAUGGUUUUGCAGCAUCCUGAGUAUAGAUACAAGACGGAAUUCCAGAGUCAUGAGCCUGAGUUUGAUUAUUUAAAAAGUGUGGAAAUUGAAGAGAAGAUUAACAAGAUGAAAUGGUGCACGAAGUUGAAUGGAUCACUCUUUAUACUUUCGACAAAUGACAAGACCAUCAAACUUUGGAAGGUUAAGGAACGAAAAUUGAAGAAAGUCAAGGAAAUGGACCUUGGUCCAUAUGUUUCAUCAGAGAAUGCUCUUCUAUCUGAAAGGAGUUUCGUUAGUGGUGAAUCUAAAUCAUCGGUUGCUAACGGCCUUAGUCUAGAAUGGAUAGAUAAAAUGGAGACAAGCAUCUCGGUUUCUAAUGCAGGACAUAUGAAUGGGCAAAAUAUUGGGGAGACUGCAUUUGCAAGAUGUCGGAAGAUGUACGCGCAUGCUCAUGAUUAUAAUAUCAACUCUAUCUCCAAUAAUAGUGAUGGGGAGACGUUUAUAUCUGCGGACGACCUUAGGAUAAACUUGUGGAACCUUGAGGUCAGUGAUCAAUGCUUCAAUAUCAUCGACAUGAAGCCACCGAACAUGGAUGAUCUUACAGAGGUGAUAACAUCAGCCGAGUUCCAUCCACUGCAUUGUAAUUUGCUCGCAUAUAGUAGUUCAAGGGGGUUUAUUCGGCUGGUAGACAUGCGACAAUCAGCAUUAUGUGAUCGCAGUUCUAUAAUGUUGCAUGAUGCCGAGCCCCGAGGGCAGAAAACUUUUUUUACAGAAAUCAUAGCAUCAAUUUCUAGUAUAAAGUUUGCACCAGAUGGAAGACACAUCUUAAGUCGUGACUACAUGAAUUUAAAGUUUUGGGAUAUGCGCAUGCCGACCUCACCGGUUGUGACAUAUAAAAUUCAUGAUCAUCUUCGCCCAAAGUUAGGUGAAUUGUAUAACAACGACGCCAUAUUUGACAAAUUCGAUUGCUGUCUUAGUGGAGAUGGGACUCAUUUCGCAACCGGAUCAUAUAGCAAUCAUAUGAGAAUAUAUGGAGUUGGAAGCGAAGAAGGAACAACGCUGGAAGCUAGCAGAAACUCUUUCAGAAAGCGGCCUCCGCAAGCAACUUCAAAGGUUCGGAGAUCAUCCCUGAGCAACCUAACACGGGGGUUUUACCGACAAGGCCACAACACUUCAGAGUCGGAAAAUAACGAAUUUUCUUGCGACUUAAAUUCGAAGUUGCUGCAUUUAGCCUGGCACCCGAAAAGCAAUAUGAUCGCGUGCUCGACCGGAAACAGCUUGUUCAUGUACUAUGCAUAGAAUCAAUGAUCAAGUAAGUUCAACAAAAUACCAAGAAACAUUUCAUCAUCUACUCCCACGGUUUUUUGUUCCACAUUUUUGAGUCAAAUGGGUGCAUAUAUAUAUAUAUAUAUAUAUAUGAAAAUUAAGCUAACAGAAAUGUAAUUCUGCAACCAUAUGAUAUUAGGCAGUACUAAACAUCAUAGAAAUCAGAAAGAUUUUGGAUUUGGAUAUGACAUGGAGAGCCUUCAUUUGUGUGUGUGUAUAUAUAUAUAGAGAGAGAGAGGGGGCGGGGAAGGUUCAAACCGAGAACAAUAACUAAAUAAAAGAACACGAAAACGGCUAAAGCACAUGCAAAAUUACAUGUGAUUUUACACUAUCUUAUCAACUUAAACAUUGCCCGCACCCUCAGAUAGCGGCCAAAGUUGCAUGAAUCACAUGUGAUUCAACUGUUUUCUUAUUAUCUUAUUUAGUUACUGUUUUUAGUAUGAACCUUACUCUCUCUCUUUCUCUCUCUCUAUAUAUGUGUGUGUGUGUGUAUAUAUGAUAUAUGGGUGAUUUUAGUUUUAUCAAGCAUUUUGGUGCAAUUGUGAUUUUGAAGGGAUCGACUAGGUGAAAAAGGCAUAUAUAACGUGAGUUUGGAGUGCUCACUCACAAAUGUAGUCUCUAUCACCAUAAGACCGGUGGUAAGGGGUUUGCACCCCCUUGUUGGGUCGAAGGGCCAGCUCCCCAAAACUUCCACGUAUUUUAUGAAGAGGACUGCUUAGGAAAUUUGAGUUUGUGUAUGUUAUCAUUCUGAAUUUCGGUCGAAACUUGGUAAGCGCUUAGCGGUUCCAUCACCUUAGCGGGUGAAUGCAUCAAGGACUAAGAAUCUUACCCAGUAAAAUUAAGAGUGAAGGCAAGAAUCGAGAGUCAUACCGGGUAAGUAAGGGUGAUGAUGACUCUUACCCAUAAGUGCUUACAGGGUUAUAAACGCUCAUCAUCAAACCAUUUUGAUGACCGAGAAUGUUACCCCAUAAGAUAAUUGAGAGUGGUGACUCUUGUCGAUAAGCGUUUAUCCUGUAAGCAUUUGAUAAAUGGUCCCUAAGUAUGGAAUUGGAAGCACCUCGGAGUUUGCUAGCAGAUGCUUCUGAUUGUGAAGGGUUCUGACUCAAAGCUUCUAAGUCGCUUUUUGAUUAAGCUUUUAAGUGUGCUUCUGAUUAUUUCGAUAUUAUCCACAAGCACUUAUAAGUGUCUAACCAUCACAUAACUGUCGAUCUAUCAUAUAAAUAUAUAAAACGCAUUAUCCGGUGUAAAUUCAAUUUUACUGAUGUUUCCAUCAUAGUAAUCAUUUUUUGAUAGUUCUCGAAAUUCGGAGAAUUUCACUGUAUUCUACUUUCUCCAUUUUGGAGAAAAUUUUUAGAGAAUAUCUUUGAAGCAA
Molecule: messenger RNA, 3103 nt
Organism: Cynara cardunculus var. scolymus (artichoke)
Lineage: Eukaryota; Viridiplantae; Streptophyta; Magnoliopsida; Asterales; Asteraceae
Product: serine/threonine protein phosphatase 2A 55 kDa regulatory subunit B beta isoform-like
Exons: 14
Coding region: 190-1704 (504 amino acids)
Biological process (GO): peptidyl-serine dephosphorylation
Cellular component (GO): cytosol; protein phosphatase type 2A complex
Molecular function (GO): protein binding; protein phosphatase regulator activity
Source: RefSeq, a predicted model, not a curated record